UUAAAAUUGACAUAAAAGUAUGAUUAUUUUUGAUUAUCAAUGAAUAAACAUCCGAAAAACAUGUCUGCAGUAAGUCAAAUUACUGAAGAUAUUAUUAUUAAAAGUGAAGAGAAUCAAGAAGAACGUGAAGAACAAGAUACUUCUUUGAUUCUUGAUAACCAAUAUAUAUUUAUACAAUUGCCAAGUGGCAAUAUAAAAGUUGUUAAACUUCAGAAGGAUACUAAUGUAUCAUUAGGAAAAUUCGGGACUUUUCAUUCGAACGGUAUAAUAGGACGACCAUUUGGACAUUCUUAUGAAAUUUAUGAUAAUUAUCAAGUAAAAGUUAUUAAAAAUGUUGCAUUCUAUGAAGUUGAUGAAACGGAUGCUAAUAACAAAGAAAUAUUGGACGAUCCGUCUAAACAAAAAUUGUCUUAUCAAGAGAUCGAGAAGUUGAAAAAGCAGGGAUUAGAAGGACAGGAUAUUAUUAAAAAAAUGGUAGAAGGUCAUUCAGCCUUUGAUCAAAAGACCGAAUAUUCUAAAGCAAAAUAUAUUAAACGAAAGGAAGCAAAAUUUUCACGAGUUUUCACACCAAUAAACCCUACAUUAUAUUCUGUUUGGGAAUAUUUUUUCUCCAAGAAUCCUGGCAAAAUAAGGGAUAUGAGAAUAGAUACACUAUCUCAGAUAUUAUCUUUGGCAAAUGUACGAGCAUAUACAAAGAUGCUUGUGGUGGAUGACACGCAAGGACUUGUUAUUACAGGCGUUAUGGAAAGGUUAGGAGGUUAUGGUAUAGUACUUGGUAUUCAUGACGGUGAAAAUCAUAAUUAUGAUAUCGUGAGAUAUAUGAAUUUUUCGAAAAAAAUUCAUGAUUCAUUAUUGACAUUAUCUUGGCAACAGGUAUUCAAGGAGGAGAUACAAGCUCCUUUUAAUUAUCAAGAUGAAUCAACUUUAUCGGAAAAAGAUUUAAAAUAUUAUCUUCGAAGGAAGGUAAAUUAUGAACGAAUAAGAGAUACAAGAGAAAUUUUAUGGAGAGGUGAAUUUGACGGAUUGAUAGUAGCAAGUCAAUACCAACCUGAAUCUAUUUUAGAAACACUAAUGCCUUAUGUAUCCGGAUCAAGACCAAUUAUUAUCUAUCAUAUAAAUAAAGAGGUAUUGAUUAAUGCGUGUGUAUAUAUGAAAAUAUCCAAAAAGUUUUUGAAUCCACAAAUUACUGAGAGCUGGUUGCGUCAAUAUCAAGUUUUGCCUGGAAGGAUUCACCCUUCAAUGUCAACAAGCGGAGGCGGAGGAUAUUUAUUGCACGCGACUCAUAUAGUAAUUAAUGAAUCUCUUCCUACUCCUAUACCUUCUUAUAUGAAACAAAAAGAUACUUUGGAAGAGCUUAAUAAAUCUGAUUUUUGUAACAAUAAUUCAAUUGACGAAACUGUAAAAAUAGAAAGUUUAGACCAAAAUGUUACAAGUGAAAAUCAUUUGGUAAACAGUGAAGAAUUGCAAGAAGCAGAAAAUAAAAGAAUUAAAUUAGAAUAGAUAUUGAAAUAUUGUAAUUUGAAUAAAAUAUUUUUUUGCGGAUCACAAAUGAUAACCAUGCAAGUUCGUGUGAAUUUAGAUUAGAUGGCUGAUACUAAUAUAAUCUCAUUGACAAAGUACUGGUACUGAAUCACAAUGCUAUUCCAUAACAAGAAUACAAACUAAUAUUAAAUCAAUAAAAAUGUUAUGCAAUCAUAAUUAUUGCAUUUUCCUGGACUUCAGGCAAAAAUCCCUCAUAAAU
Messenger RNA from Rhizophagus irregularis DAOM 181602=DAOM 197198, 1741 nucleotides. RefSeq lists its product as uncharacterized. Gene Ontology annotation, cellular component: nucleus; tRNA (m1A) methyltransferase complex. Gene Ontology annotation, biological process: tRNA methylation. NCBI's taxonomy places the organism in Eukaryota, Fungi, Glomeromycota, Glomeromycetes, Glomerales, Glomeraceae. The record is from RefSeq and is a predicted model, not a curated record.